AUGAAUUUCACUGCACUGACCCCAGCAGAUGACGGAAGCUUUUACUCCCCCAACAAUCUGAGACCCAUUACGCCUAUCAAAGUAGCGAGACUGGCAGAUAACAAAAGCCGAGAUGCUUCGGAUGGGGAUAACCAAGACCCUUACAACCCGAAUUUGAAUUGGUCCGUAAUGAUCAUUGGCAUCAUUCUCAUCUGCAUUUUCUGUUUCGUUUCUAUCUUGUCCAUCUAUGCCCGCCGCCGAGCAAGGAGAGCUUUCGGGCAAGCGGGUAAUAAUACCAAUUACUGGGAUGGGACACAGGGUCUGGAUCCAGCCGUCAUUGAGAGUUUUCCCAUUUUCAGCUACAACAGGUUAAAGGGCCUCAAAGCCCAGCCCAAAUUCUCUGACUGUGCCGUCUGCCUCACAGACUUCAAGGAGCAUGAGAUGCUACGGUUGCUUCCCAAGUGCAGCCACGCGUUCCAUCCAGAGUGCAUCGAUUUGUGGCUCUCCUCCAACACAACUUGUCCCGUUUGCCGAACGAGCUUUCUGCCCGCCGACGACUCCGAACCCACCGUAACGGACUUCGAUAUCCUCCAACCGCAGACGCGGCUGGCGCCUCCCGAGGAGAAUAUGGUUGUUAUAGACAACGGACACCGAUCGAGCAAUCCUGCGGAUUUUGCGAACAACCAAGCAACGAUUGAGGCAUCUGGCAACGAUUCAACAGGGUACUCGUUAUUAAGGGUGCGUAAGGAAUUGGAUCAGGGCACGCAGUGGUUCAUCGCUUCGGGUGAGGGCCUCACGCCCGGGUUGCACUGGAGCUGCAGCUUUGUUGCAAACCGUAAAAUUUCGCAGGAGUCGGCUAGUUCUAGUGCGCCGCCAACAUGGUCUAGACUGGGCAACUCUUUGGUAGACACGGGGCGCAGAUCCACAUCGGAAAGAUGGGAGAGCGUUUCUGUGCGUCCGCCAUCGUUGGAAAGAAGUUUUUCUGAGCGAUUUUUAUCUCAGGGUAGCGAUCAAAUCGGGUCCGAGCAGCAGGAUAGCUCGUUUGAAGAGGAUGUUGAGUUGGUCGAUGGGAAGAGACAUACGAGGAGACGGGACGGACCGUUCGGAGGACGGAUCGGUGUCCCAUGGGGGUCAAAGUGA
Molecule: messenger RNA, 1119 nt
Organism: Cryptomeria japonica (Japanese cedar)
Lineage: Eukaryota; Viridiplantae; Streptophyta; Pinopsida; Cupressales; Cupressaceae
Product: RING-H2 finger protein ATL32-like
Exons: 1
Coding region: 1-1119 (372 amino acids)
Source: RefSeq, a predicted model, not a curated record